AUGUCCGACAGUAUUAUACGUGAGAAACCGACAGCAUUUGGAUCGAUUCGUCAGAAUAAUUUACUUAAUGGUCAUUCUCCAUUGAAAUUAUUUACACAUGCAAAAAUAACGAUAACUGAAAUUUUUAAAAAUAUUGCAUCAUAUGUUAAUGAUUCAAAUACAUAUCUUAAUGAUGUAAUAAAAUCUGAUCGAAAUUUAAUAACUAAUGAUCAAUAUAAAGAAAUCCAGCAAUUAAAAGAAAAAGUUAGUCGGAUAUUAUCAAUUAUAUCUCGUGAUCACAUGAAAGUUGUGUUUUUUGGAAGAACGAGUAAUGGAAAGAGUACGGUUAUGAAUGCUAUGUUAAGAGAAAAAAUACUACCAAUUGGUAUGGGACAUACAACAAAUUGUUUUCUUCAAAUUGAAGGAACAGAUAAAAAUGAACCAUCAGUUCUUAUACCAGGAUCUGAUGAACCAAAAAGUGUAAAUGUAAGGACAUAUAUGUGUCAGGCAAAGCUGAGUAUUUAG
Molecule: messenger RNA, 504 nt
Organism: Rotaria sp. Silwood2
Lineage: Eukaryota; Metazoa; Rotifera; Eurotatoria; Philodinida; Philodinidae
Source: the annotation of a GenBank genome assembly